Molecule: messenger RNA, 748 nt
Organism: Suillus subalutaceus
Lineage: Eukaryota; Fungi; Basidiomycota; Agaricomycetes; Boletales; Suillaceae
Exons: 9
Coding region: 248-748 (166 amino acids)
Source: RefSeq, a predicted model, not a curated record
GUGAUUGCCAUGUAUUUAUCAGAUGUGACCUUCAAGUUCUGAACUUGACCUUCAAACCCCAGUCUUAUUGCGUCCCCUACUUUUUACUAGUACUCCGAGUCAACGCUCACAACUUGAACGACUUGGUUUUUCCGGCCAGUACUAAGUCACGGUCACGGUAUUACUCGUCCGAGUCCUCAUCAAUGUAGGAACUCGUGCUGACUCGAAUGCAGUCGAAUAUGAUCCCUCCUUCGACGAGGUCGUCAAAAUGCUUGAACUUUCGCAGCGAGACGAUGGAUGCAGUCUUGUUGACAUAGACGGUGUCAUCUACGACGUGCUUAACAAUGCUACAAUUAGCGUCCUCGGAAGCGCGACGACUGCAAUGUUGCCAGAGCUACUGCUAGUAUCGGUCAGGAAUGUUGUGAACAAGGCCAGAGUCGACGCUCUCACCCCCAGGUCCAAACGCCAUGAGGAGAAGUGUUACUCGUUUGAUCAAAUCGAAGUGAUCGUCACUAGCGCAUAUAACAAGAAGAACAGGUCCUCAACAACGUCCAUUCCGAUGACCUUACGCCAUCUAAGCGCGGGUACUUACACUAUUUCCCAAGUUGCCACUGCAACCAAGGAUGUCCUCGAUGCCAAUGGCGUGGUGUCAAAACACUCAGACAAUGUCGACGAUCUUGUCGAACCGAUUCUUGACGAGUUAUCUGCUCGAGCUGCCAAGCGCACUGAUGACAUCAAUGUCCCUGCCAUUGCCGAAAACGAUGUCUAG